AGUCUUGGAGUCUGGUGUGACUGCCUGACCUUGUUGAGAUUGGAGCUUCUGAGAGCAGUGUCCAAAGCAGCUAUGAUGAGUUUCAAGGACAUACCAACACUCCAGCAGCUGGCAAGAAGAAGCCUGCUGAAAAAUGAAGCCUUGACCAUCUCUGGUAUGCAGGACCUGCCCAUACAUCUCUUCCCACCACUCUUCAAGGAUGCAUUUACCAGCAAAAAAACUAACAUCCUGAGGCAGAUGGUAGCAUCAUGGCCCUUCCAAUGCCUUCCUGUGGGAGCCCUGAUGGAGACUCCUCACCUGGAGACCCUGAAAGCUGUGCUAGAUGGUCUUGAUUUGCUGAUGGCACUAAAGGAUCGACCUAUGAGGUGGAAACUACAAGUGGUCGAUUUGGGAGAUGCACUCCACAACUUCUGGAAUGGUCAGCCUGGAUUGCAGCAUGUAGUCUGGUCUCCACAUGACUUUGGCAAGAACCAACCGGUGGAAAAUCAUCCCAUCCUAGGGGGGAAACAGACCGUAACUAUAUUGAUGAACCUUUCCCUCAUGUCCUGCCGUCCCUCCAAAUACCUAAAAUAUUUUUAUCGGUGGGCCAAGCAGAGAAAAAAUACUAUACAGGUGAUCUGUCAGAAGUUGGAGUUUAGGGCCAUUCCUGCCUAUGACCCACUGGUUGUGUUGAAGGUUUUUGAUCCAGGCUCAAUCCAGGAAUUAGAAAUAACCACAUACUGGGACAUAUAUACCCUUGCAUUGCUAGCCCCUGGCCUGGGCCAGAUGAAAAACCUCCAGAAACUCCUUUUCAUGGAAAUCAACAUACCUUUGGAUAGGCCUCGGGACCGAGAGAAGGAAGCCUCGUGUUUUAGAGAAAUCUUUCGCCAGUUCUCCAAAUUGCAGAAGCUCCAGCAUCUCUAUUUGAAUAAUGUCUACUACCUGUAUGAACAUCUGGACCAAGCGCUCAGGUACUUGGAGAGUCCAUUAGAGACCCUUGCUAUCACUCAUUGCAUGCUGUCAGAAUCAGAUAUGAAAUAUCUGUCCCAGUGUCCAAGUAUCCAUCAGCUCAAACACCUGGACCUGAGUGGUGUCACCUUCAUACAUUUAAGUGAGCAAUUUCUAGGAAUACUGCUAGAAAGACUGAAAGCUACUUUGCAGAUACUCAAAUUGAAGGGCUAUAUAUUCAUGGACUCAAAAAUCAGUACCCUCCUGCCUGCGCUGAGCCAGUGUUCCCAGCUCACUGAAGUCAAUUUUGUGAAGAAUUUCUUCUCCAUGGACAGCUUGAAGAAGCUGUUGCAGCAUACUGCCAACCUCACACAGCUGACCCUGGAGAAGUACCCUGCCCCUGAUGAGGUCUAUGAUGACCUUGGUGAUGUUAUUCCAGACAGAUUUGUACAGCUUUGUUCAGAGCUUAUAGACACACUCAAGGGUAUAAGGCAGCCAAAGCAGGUCUACUUUGUGAGUAAGAGAUGUUUACAUUGUCAGAAAUUCUGCAUCUACAGUUUUGUUGAGAAUAUAUAAGGUGAGGUCAUUGCUAGACUCUGAUAAAUGGAAGGCAGGUCUCAAGUGAAUCAUUAGAGGCAUAGACCAUGUGUAUUCAAGCAUUUUUGGAUGUACUUUAGAAAGAUAAUUAUUUCAUUUUCUUUGAAUUUUAGUCAAAUUCUUCUGAUUUGAGGUAGUUGUUUUGAGAUGGGAAACCAUGAGCUUAUUUUCAGCCUAAUAUCAACAGUACAGACCAACCCUUGAACAGCAACUAUAUUUGAAAAUUGUAGGGCACGCAUUCCAGCAUUUUCAGAGCAUGAGGGACCAUCAAAGUAGGGAAGGGGAUAAAGAGAGAGGACAUUAUAAAGAGCGUAAUAGACUUGAAUAGGAGGGCUCAGUGUCAUUCUGCCUCUGGAAGACAUUCACCUUUUCGUUCUCCACUUACAUACUGUUCUGUAGUAUGUGGACACAUAUUUUUAUGAAAUAUUAGUCUGACUGAACGUAUGAGUAUUUUUGUAUUAGACUGCUAUCAUUGUUAACCUGUGUCUCUUUCUUGGAGAGGUUCUUCAGCCUGAUAUUAUCUUCUACCUCCACCAUUAGCAUUGUAAUUAUUCAUAGUUUCAAAUAAAUUAGUUUUGAGUAAG
Molecule: messenger RNA, 2108 nt
Organism: Mastomys coucha (southern multimammate mouse)
Lineage: Eukaryota; Metazoa; Chordata; Mammalia; Rodentia; Muridae
Product: PRAME family member 12-like
Exons: 4
Coding region: 73-1503 (476 amino acids)
Biological process (GO): negative regulation of apoptotic process; negative regulation of DNA-templated transcription; positive regulation of cell population proliferation
Cellular component (GO): cytoplasm
Source: RefSeq, a predicted model, not a curated record